AUGUGGUGGACAAAACUGGUCGUUUUUGCCGUUGCGAUCGGAUUUUCAUCAAGUUCUGCAGAUGGUGAAAGCUCGGCAAAAAGCAUAGAAGGGACGUCUGUGCAUGAAUUUCGCGGUUUCUAUAAAAGGCAACAUUCACUCAUUCGGCCAUACCAAGGUGCUGGAAUGGAAAUCCCAUUUUGGAACAUCCAAGGCAACUCAGUCGUCAUGAAUGAACAAAUUCGGCUGACACCGGAUAGUCAAAGUCAGAGUGGAGCCAUUUGGAAUACACAGCCAGUUUGGUCUCGUGAUUGGGAGCUUCAAGUGUCUAUCAAGGUUUCUGGUUCCACAGGCGACUUAUUUGGCGACGGAAUGGCCAUAUGGUACGUAUCAGAACCAAAUCAGAUGGGACCUGUUUUUGGAGGAAAAGAUUACUUUCGAGGACUUGGCGUGUUUCUGGACACGUAUAGUAAUCACAAUGGCCCCCACACGCAUAGCCACCCCUACAUAUCAGCUAUGGUUUCUGACGGAUCGUUACACUACGAUCAUGACAGGGAUGGUACUCACACUCAAUUGGGCGGUGAGCAUACAGGAUGUGAAGCUAAAUUCCGUAACAAGGAUUACGAAACACAAAUCCUUUUGAGAUAUGUCGGCGAUACUUUAUCGGUUUUCACCGACAUUGCCGGUAAAUACGAGUGGAAACUGUGCAUGAGUGUGAAUGGAGUGCAACUACCAACUGGCUACUAUUUCGGGAUUAGUGCGGCUACGGGAGAUUUGUCGGGUGGGUUUGACGAAGUUAUAGAAUCGCACGAAUCCUGUGUCGUAGAUAUGACCACGGUGUUCAUACAG
Messenger RNA from Ostertagia ostertagi, 828 nucleotides. The record is from the annotation of a GenBank genome assembly. Lineage: Eukaryota; Metazoa; Nematoda; Chromadorea; Rhabditida; Trichostrongylidae.